AUGGAAAAGGUAAUUAAGACUUGUGUGAAAGCAGAAGAAAAUUUCACAUCUGACAGGACUUUGAAGUGUUGCAAAUUCAGUUUUCAACAUUUAGCAGGAAAUAAAAAGCGAUCACCGACAACCACCAUGCCCAAUAAUAAUAUAAACAAACAAAAAUUGACAAAAAGAAGUCAUAGAAAUUCAAAUUUAUUUGGCAAAAGAUAUUUUAAUGAUGGGCUUGAGCGUAUUGUGUUCUUCACCGCUCAUAGAACACUCAGCCCUGAAAUUGCAUGUUUCGAGCGAAUUUUAUUGGCGGAUUCACGUGAGUGA
Molecule: messenger RNA, 309 nt
Organism: Clunio marinus
Lineage: Eukaryota; Metazoa; Arthropoda; Insecta; Diptera; Chironomidae
Source: the annotation of a GenBank genome assembly